Messenger RNA from Salvia miltiorrhiza (redroot sage), 1565 nucleotides. Its product is annotated as probable WRKY transcription factor 53. Gene Ontology annotation, molecular function: transcription cis-regulatory region binding; DNA-binding transcription factor activity. The transcript is spliced from 3 exons. Gene Ontology annotation, cellular component: nucleus. Gene Ontology annotation, biological process: regulation of DNA-templated transcription. The record is from RefSeq and is a predicted model, not a curated record. Bases 366 to 1331 code for a protein of 321 amino acids. Lineage: Eukaryota; Viridiplantae; Streptophyta; Magnoliopsida; Lamiales; Lamiaceae.
UUAAAAACAAAAAUCCAAGUACCUUUAGCCAGUCAAAAAUCUUUUCUUUUUCACAUAGUUAUUUGCCUUAUAUAAUCAUAUCUUCCACCUCUCUUUCCUCAUUCCUAUCAUCACUAAACACAUUCAAAAACCUCACCAUCUCCCCAUUUAAUUCCAUGUCCAAAAUAUUCAAAUUCUUGAUCAAGACCAAAACUUUACAAAGAUUUCACGAUCCCUUUUUCAAGUAGAUUAAAACCCAGUUCUUAUUAAUCAUUAUGAUCUUCUACAUUCAACAAUCUUGAAACCCAGCUUUUCUUGAUCACACAAUCCAGAAUCUUGCAAAAAGCAAAAAAAAAAUUAUACUAUAUUUUAUCUUUGUUUCGAAAAUGGAGAAAGUUGGAGUUUCCGAGAAGAAAACUGUGAUUACUGUGCUAACAGAGGGGAAGAAGCUCGCGAAUGAGCUGAAGAGGCAGCUCCACCCCACAAAAAAUCCAACAGAGGCAUGCGAUGUUUUGGUGGAGAGCAUUCUCUCCUCCUACGAGAAUGCAAUAACGCUUCUUGCUCUCAUCGAAAACGGCGGUUUUGAGCCGUCGAUUUCGAUCGAGGGCUCUCCCAGAAGUGAAGGGUCUGAUCACAACUCCAAGAAAAGGAAGACUAUGCCGAGAUGGAGUGAGCACGUGCGUAUUUCUUCUGGGGCAGGAGGUGAAGCCCAGCUUGAUGAUGGCUACAAUUGGAGGAAAUAUGGGCAGAAAGAGAUUUUGGGGGCUACUCAUCCAAGGGCGUAUUAUAGAUGCACUCAUCGCAACACGCAAGGGUGCUUGGCCACGAAGCAGGUGCAACGAGCAGACGAGGAUCCGACAGUCUUUGAGGUGAUAUACAGAGGGAAGCACAGCUGCAGGCAGGAGAGGCUGAGGCAGAGCAAAGAGAGGAAGGAACAAGAGAGCCUAGCGUGUUCCACACUCGUUAGCAACGGGCCGAGCCUCAUUAAAACUGAGAAGCGGGAUGUAAUUGAUUCCAAAGACGAGGAGGAUCUUCCUUCCUUCUCCUUCCCUUCCACUCCAAUUGAGUGUGAAAAUGUGGAGCCUCAGUUCUUCUCCGAGCCUAAUAGGUUCAUCACAAUGAGCUACUCGCCCUCCUCGUUCCUGUCCUCGGCCACCUCCGAGUCCUACUUCUCGCCAUCGCCAUGCCUUGUCAACGAUUUUGGCUUCGGCAACAGUUUGCAGAGCUCGGAAUCGGAUUUUGGUGAGAUAAUUUCAAAUCCAACACCAAUCACAGAUUUCUCAUUGGGAGAUUUGGACAUCUCCAUCGAUGAAGUGGAUUUUGAAUCUCACUUCCUCGACGAAUUCUUCUAGAGAUCUCAGAAUGCAGUUGUAAAUUGUUGAUAAAUUGAUAGCAGAAAGAGAUGAUGCUGACCAAGAGAGUUUUUGUUUUUUUUUUUCAAGAACUAGUGUAGAUUUUGCAAGAGUAACUUGUAAUCACUCUUUUUUCUUGUAUUCUCUCUAGUUGGCCAUUUUGAUUUUUCUCACAAGGUUUUAGUCCUGUUUGAACCUAGAGUUGGUGAUAUAAUAUUCUUGAAUUAAUAUUGA